Cladocopium goreaui is the source of this 633-nucleotide messenger RNA. Lineage: Eukaryota; Dinophyceae; Suessiales; Symbiodiniaceae. The record is from the annotation of a GenBank genome assembly.
AUGAAGGAGCACUGGAGCUACAUCGAGUCCUUAGGCUUGGCGAAGCUGCCGGGGGAGGAGCUGCCAGGGGUUCCCAUGACACAGCUGGAGCACAUUGUCCGCUUCUUGGCGGAUAGCAUCACGGCCUCUCCACUCCCAGCUCCAUGGGCCGCACAUCGGGACGAAGAGGGCAAGGUCUUUUAUGGCAACCCCACCACUGGUGAGACCUCUUGGGAGCAUCCCUUGGAGGAUGUGAUCCGGGAGCUGGCAGGGAUGUGCCGAGUGUGCGUCUCCUUGUCCCGAUCCAUGCGAGAGCGUUCCAUUGCGGACCUGCGCGAAGCCUGGGAGGUACAAGCGAAGGAGGAGUUCUCGCAGUGGUACAGCGCCAAAGACCAGUCCUCCGGGAAGGAAUACUACUGCAACUCACUGACCAAGGAGACGAUGUGGGAACAUCCUGCAGAAGUGCUGCUACCUGGUCACUUCCUAAAGCUGAAGAGUGCUGACAGGCUGCUGGAUGAAGCCUAUCUUCAAGAUCUGGCAAAUCUGGGGAGUACCCUCAACAACGGCACCGGCAAGAGCUGGAAUCUCAUGAAACGCACCUUGGAGUCCAAUGGAAGCACGGUGUCCACGGAGGUACGCCGCUUUGGAAAAUGA